Erythranthe guttata (spotted monkey flower) is the source of this 839-nucleotide messenger RNA. RefSeq names its product SMAD/FHA domain-containing protein. Lineage: Eukaryota; Viridiplantae; Streptophyta; Magnoliopsida; Lamiales; Phrymaceae. Gene Ontology annotation, molecular function: protein binding. The record is from RefSeq and is a predicted model, not a curated record.
UUGAAUGGCUACUGAUAUUCUCAAUAGCAAAAUUAAAAAAAAAAAAGAAAAAAAAAAUCAAGAAAUGGAAAUUCAAGUUCAUUAUUCUCUUUCAUAUGCAAAGGCAAAUUCUUUAAUAUCACCAACCAUAUUUGCCCAUAGGCCUCUGAAUUUUGUGGGAUUUAAAAAUUGGCAGCACAGAAAGUUAGAAUCUAGUGAGAGAAAGUGGGAAUAUAGUGAGAGAAAGUUUGGUGGCAUAAUAAUAAGAGCUGCUGCUGGUGAAUCUGGAACUGCAGUUGUUGAUGCUUCUGUUAGAUGGAUUCUUCAGCCCAUAGGAGAUGGUGAUUUCAAGCACAUAGGCUACAAAACCGCCAUGCCUGGUGCAUUUGAAAUAGCUUCUGAUGUAGUAACUGUCGGACGCGUUCGUGAGAAAGCAGAUAUCGUGAUCUCCGUGCCUACCGUUUCUGGUUUGCAUGCUCGGAUUCGGAAGACGGAAGAGAAUCUCUUAAUUACGGAUUUAGAUAGCACAAACGGUACUUACAUCGACGAAAAACGGCUCCAGCCUGGAGUAGUUUCCGCCGCAUCCCCCGGAAAUCUCAUUAUAUUCGGUGAUGCGAAUUUAGCGAUAUUCAGAGUCAGUAAGCUCGAGAAAGAGGAGGUCGGUGCCGAAGAAACGGAGGAAUCUGGUGCUGAGUUAGAAGAUAAGCCAAGCAGCAAAGUAGAAUGAUUGAUUCUAUCUACACAGGCUGUGAUAUAAGAACUUGUAGUAUUUAUUUUUUAAACCUCAUAUGAUUGAAGAUUUAUUAAAAAGGUCUUUAUUUUGAUUAAAUGCUGAAUAAAUUACAUUGUCAUCCAUUGAA